AUGGCCGCCAUGUCGCUGGAGAGAAACAGCAAUGGCCAGCCGCGAUUCCCUGGCUGUGGAAGCAUCCGUGACUUUGAAUUCCUCGGCAAGCUUGGAGAAGGAACCUUUGGUGAGGUUUACAAGGCACGAGCCAAGAAGGACAAUUCGCUCGUCGCGCUCAAGAAGAUCCUCAUGCACCAUGAGAAGGAAGGCUUUCCCAUCACUGCGAUUCGAGAGAUCAAGCUUUUGAAAGCUCUCUCACACAGGAAUAUCCUGCAACUCAAUGAAAUGGCGGUUGAACGGAGCAAGGGCGAGGGUCGGAAAAAGCCUAGCAUGUACAUGGUCAUGCCGUACAUGGAACACGACCUUUCUGGACUUCUGGAGAACCCGGCUGUUCAGUUUACGGAGCCCCAGAUCAAAUGCUACCUGAUGCAGCUGCUUGAGGGUCUACGAUAUCUGCACGCGAACAACAUCUUACACAGAGAUAUGAAAGCUGCCAACCUACUCAUUAGCAACGGGGGUAUACUCCAAAUAGCCGAUUUUGGAUUAGCUCGACCCUAUGACGAGCCCCCUCCGCAACCUGGAAAGGGCGGUGGGGAGGCGAAGAGAGAAUACACCGCGCUCGUCGUCACAAGAUGGUACCGACCUCCAGAACUGUUGCUCUCGCUGCGGCGGUACACAACUGCCAUCGACCUGUGGGGAGUUGGUUGUGUUUUCGGCGAGAUGUUCAAAGGAAAGCCCAUCCUCUCCGGAAGUAGCGAUCUCAACCAAGCCCAGCUGAUCUUCAGCAUGGUGGGAACUCCCAACGAUGAAAAUAUGCCCGGGUGGCGCGACCUACCGGGCUGCGAGGGCGUGAAGAAUUUCGGCAACAAACGCGGGAACCUUGCCGAAUCUUUCAAAGAACUCAACCCCGUUGCCAUCUCGCUACUCGGCGAGCUUCUCAAGCUCGACUGGAGAAAGAGAAUCAAUGCCAUCGACGCCCUAAAACACCCUUACUUUACUACCCCCCCCUCUACCCCUACACCCCGGCGAGAUCCCCACAUUUGCGGACUCGCACGAACUCGAUCGGAAGAAGUUCCGAGAACAACGCGCCCCAGGCCCUCCAGCACCACCCGUCGGCUCUGCCGACCCUUCUUCAAACGGAGGCUGGGCCAGCUCUGGCUCCCGAUCGAAUUCACAGAACCCCCGGAUCCCGGGUGCGGCCCGAGAGAACGAACGGACUCCCACCGCGCCCUCCCACGUCCUCAAAUCGGCCCUACGAAGGCGGGCGCGACGACCAGCGGCGUGACCGUGACCGUGACCGUGACCGAUUCAACAGCCAAGGGCAAGGAGAUCGUUCCGGCGCGAGAUACCCAACCAGUAAUCUCGAUUCAUAUGUACCGAGCUAUGGCAACCCCGCAGAUCGUCCGCGAGAUGCACCCGAAUAUGCAAACAACCGCCGUGAUUAUCGCCGGGAGCCGCCGCGGAGGAGAAGUCGGAGUCCCAAUUUUCGGGACUCGAGUCGGUGAGUGA
Messenger RNA from Penicillium manginii, 1491 nucleotides. Its product is annotated as CDC2/CDK family serine/threonine-protein kinase. The transcript is spliced from 9 exons. Gene Ontology annotation, molecular function: cyclin-dependent protein serine/threonine kinase activity; ATP binding. Lineage: Eukaryota; Fungi; Ascomycota; Eurotiomycetes; Eurotiales; Aspergillaceae. The record is from RefSeq and is a predicted model, not a curated record. Gene Ontology annotation, cellular component: nucleus. Gene Ontology annotation, biological process: protein phosphorylation. Bases 1 to 1491 code for a protein of 496 amino acids.